Messenger RNA from Micropterus salmoides (largemouth bass), 2637 nucleotides. It is a transcript of the gene scamp2l, whose product is annotated as secretory carrier membrane protein 2, like. Bases 101 to 1117 code for a protein of 338 amino acids. Gene Ontology annotation, biological process: protein transport. The transcript is spliced from 9 exons. Gene Ontology annotation, cellular component: trans-Golgi network membrane; recycling endosome membrane. The record is from RefSeq and is a predicted model, not a curated record. NCBI's taxonomy places the organism in Eukaryota, Metazoa, Chordata, Actinopteri, Centrarchiformes, Centrarchidae.
GGGCCCAGUGUCAGAGCAGCACCAUCAGAGGAACAGCAGCCAACACCGGGGAGACGGGAGCUGUGGUGUUUAUUUAAUACAAGAUAAACUUUUCUCCACAAUGUCGGGAUUUGACAGCAACCCCUUCGCUGACCCAGUGGACGUAAAUCCUUUCCAGGAUGCCUCAAUCACACAAGCCACCAAGGGAGUUACUGAAAAUGUUGGGGAGUUCAACCCCUUCUCUGCAACUGUAAUGGGAACCCAGUCUGACACGACCAUCCCCGUCCCUGCUACCUCCUCUCAACCAGCCAUCCUGCAGACCUCUGUGGAGCAGAGCGCACAGGCAACUGCAGCUGCUGGCCAGGCUAACCUGAUCAAACAGCAAGAGGAGCUGGAGAGGAAAGCAGCUGAGCUGGAGCGGAAGGAGCAGGAGCUACAGAACAGGGCCGCAGGCAGAGCGCCGAACACUGGCACUAAAGAGAACAACUGGCCACCUCUUCCCACGUUCUUUCCUGUGAAGCCCUGCUUCUAUCAGGACUUUGAGGAGGACAUCCCUGAGGAGUACCGCAGGAUCUGCAGGAGAAUGUACUACCUGUGGAUGUUCCACAGUGCCACUCUCUUCCUCAACGUGCUGGCCUGCCUGGCUUACUUCACUGCAGACCCUCAAUACGGUGUUGACUUUGGUCUGUCCAUCCUCUGGUUCCUCCUCUUCACCCCUGUGUCCUUCAUUUGUUGGUACAGGCCCAUCUACAAGGCCUUCAGGUCUGACAGCUCCCUCAGCUUCUUUUUCUUCUUUUUCAUCUUUUUCUUUCAAGUGUCAGUGUACAUCAUCCAGAGUGUAGGGAUCCCAAAAUGGGGAAACAGUGGAUGGAUCGCAUCCAUCAGCAUGAUCCGCAGUAACUUGGCUGUAGCUGUGGUUAUGAUGGUGGUGGCUGGUUUUUUCACUGUAAACGCUGUCCUGGCUGUCAUCCUACUGAAAAUGGUCCACUCUAAGUACAGAAGGACAGGUGCCAGCUUCACCAAAGCCCAGCAGGAGUUCUCCCAUGGAGUCAUUACCAACCCAACCGUCCAGACUGCUGCAGCAAGUGCUGCUACAUCUGCUGCCCAGGGUGCCUUUGGCAGGAGCCAGGGAAAUUAGACUGUUUCCCACAUCCUGAGUGCCUCAGGCUAGUCUUUUUUUGACCAGUAUACGUGACUAACCAUGUCCCAACAUUCUUCAAUGGGUAGGGGAUGAGAGUUUGAUUAUUUAAAGAAAAGGGCCAGAAAACAAAUAAUUUAUGACGAGGGGAGUCUCUCCAGCAGAUCAGCCAAAACAAGGCCAAAAAGAAGUGUGGGUGAGUGCGUAUGACAAAAAAUUAAUUGGCAACACCUCAACAAAAACAUAACUCCUGGAAUGGAUUUAACAUAGACGAAAGAUGUAGACAUGAGUGUCUGCAGUGCACCACUGAACAGGGCUGGGAUUUAAAGAAAAAAGGUACAUUUAUUUAAAUCCUGUCGUUAAAGACGCUGGUAGAAGUAUUAGUAUUUUUCUAUCUCACUUUUGAUGUAUAAAUAACAUACUGGGGCCUCAAAAAUAAACUCUAUGCUUGGAGUUUGGAUUAUAUAAAAAGCAUACUUGACAUAAGAAUGUUUUACCAUCAGUGAAUGAUGGAUCCACAUAAUGUAUUUAUACAUAUUUUUGUCAUUACAGCAGCAUGUAGAGCGUUACAGGGUAACCAGUCUAUCAUUCUGCCUUCUAUAAACACUUAAUAUAUACAGUAUACUUUGAACUACUAAGUUCUGAUAGUUUUCUAGUUAGUUUGCUCUCAGGCAAUCAGACUGGAUGCCCUAUAAACAGAUGCAUCCUGCUACAUCUUACACUACUGAUGAACACAGUUGCUGUUUUAAUUUUGUUGUCUUGUAUAUAAUACUGUAUAGGAUAAGCUGAUGAUUAAUGAAGGUGAUGGGAUGAAGGUUUUCUUUCUGUUUUAAUCAGUUUACUGAUAUAAAUGAAGUGAGACAAAAAGCUCUUCUGAGGGCAAAUGAAGAUGAGGUAUAACUGGGAUUGCACAUUUUAAUUCAAGUUAAGAUUACCAUUAUAUUUUCUCUCAUAAUGUAGUAUGGAGCCUGCUGUGAUUAAAAUGAAAUGCGGGGUGCAGGUUUAUUUAAUAUAACAUUACUGACGUAGUAUAGAAUUAGAAAAAGUGCAUUAAUGAGCUGAAAGAACACAUUAUGUUUCUGUCAAUUAUCCAUUCUUUUGACUUAGAUCCCUAGGAAAUAUCCUGCAGACAAGUCAUGUGUUUGUGAAUAGAUGCAGAUAGUUUUUAUUUCUAGCUGCACCUACUUGUUAGGUAUUAGCAUUUUCAUGUUUUACUUGUGAAUAUAUACAUGGUGUCCAAUUCUAAUCAUAUGUUACAAUCACUUUGUGUAGGUGUAACUUCAAUGCCUUUAAGCAGAUGUAACAUACCAAUUUUUGUGUGGGGAUUUAAGCACAAGGCUGAUGGUUAUUAGUGUUUUUGUCUGUCUUUAUGGAGAAAUUUGGUUUAUGGUAAAGUUUGAUGAUCAGAAGGUGUGUUGUACAUAUUGGUGACUUAUUUAAAACAUUUUUGCUGAAAGGGUAUUUGUUGGAAAUUGGUUCUCAGUCUUAACAUCAAAUAAACUUUUAUUUUCUCUUGAAAA